CUACAACCAUAUUCAAUUUUGUGAGAGAAAAGGAAUGGAAAUGGAAAGAGACAUGAAGAGUGUGAUGAGAUAUUGGAUGGAGGGAGAGAUUAGCAACUUCAUACAGACAUUGAUGACAGUACACCUAUCUCUCUGCUACACCUAUUUUGCAGCCAAGCUGAUCCCAAAGGGUGCAAAAAGGCUCUUCUCUCUCCUCCCUGUUGUUUAUCUCUUCUUCCUCAUCCCUCUCAACCUCCACUCUGCUCAUCUUGGAGGCACCACUGCUUUCUUCCUGGCUUGGCUUGCCAAUUUCAAGCUCCUCUUGCUUGCUUUUGGCCAUGGCCCUCUCUCUCACCCUUCUAUCUCUCUCCCUCGUUUUCUUGCCCUUGCUUGCCUCCCCAUCAAUGUCCAAAACACACCUCAUCACCCUCAAAAUGGACAUUUUCAAGAAAGCCCAGACACAAAAUCAGGUCUUUAUCCUCAAAAUGGACAUUUUCAAGAAAGCCCAGACACAAAAUCAGGUCUUUAUCCUCAAAAUGGACAUUUUCAAGAAAACCCAGACACAAAAUCCUUGGAAAAAUCUGGUCUUUAUCCUCAAAAUGGACAUUUUCAAGAAAACCCAAACACAAAAUCUUUGAAAAAAUCUAGUCUUUAUCCUCAAAAUGAGCAUUUUCAAGAAAACCCAGGCACAAAAUCCUUGGAAAAAUCUGGUCUUUAUCCUCAAAAUGGGCAUUUUCAAGAAAACCCAGACACAAAAUCCUUGAAAAAAUCUGGUCUUUAUCAUCAAAAUGGACAUUUUCAAGAAAACCCAGACACAAAAUCCUUGGAAAAAUCUGAUCUUCAUCCUCAAAAUGGGAGUUUCAAAGAAAACUCAUAUCCCAAACCCACCAAAAAUAAUGAUCAGACUAGGGAUUUUCAAGGAAACCCAAACCCAAAAAAAGGUGAUAUGUAUCCUCAAAAUGGGAAUUUCACAGAAAACCCAUACCCAAAAUCCACCAAAAAUGGUCAGAAAAGGGGGUUUCAAGAAACCCCAAACCCAAAAUCAAGUGAAACUGGGAAGAUUGCAUCUCAGAAGAAUGGUCAUUUUGUUGAAGCUUCAAAAAGCCUAGAGAAAUUUGUGACUUAUGCCACAAAGCCAUUUCUGAUGAGCUUGAUGAUCAUUGGGUAUUCUUACAGUGAACAUAUGCACCCUACAAUCAUACUGUUCAUAAAUUUCAUCCACAUAUACUUCUACCUGGAGAUCAUACAAGCCCUCAUGGCCGCCAUGACACGAGGCCUUCUCGGGCUAGAACUCGAGCCGCAAUUUAAGGAGCCAUAUUUCUCAAGCUCCCUGCAAAACUUCUGGGGAGGGAGAUGGAACCUGAUGGUGAACCGCAUCCUGCGCCCCACCGUCUACACCCCCGUCCUCCGCCUCUCCACCAGGCUCCUCGGCCGGAGAUGGGCGGCGUUCCCCGCCGUCAUGUCCACGUUCGCCGUCUCCGGCCUCAUGCACGAGCUCAUGUUCUACUAUCUGGGCAGGGUGAAGCCCACCUGGGAGAUCACCUGCUUCUUCCUCCUCCACGGCGCGUGUCUGGCCCUCGAGAUCGCCGCCAAGAAGGCGCUCAACGGCCGGUUUCAGCCGCCGAGGAUCCUCGCGGCGGCGUUCUCCGUCGGCUUCGUUUUGAUCACUGGGUUUUGGCUCUUCUUCCCGCAGCUGCUGCGGUGUCGGGCAUUGCCCAAAGCGUUUGCGGAGUAUGAUAAGUUCAACUCGUUUCUCAGGGAUGUUGGAGGGGCGUUGACGUCAGCAUUUCAAGUUUGAUUAUCAGACGAACGAAUAAAAUAAAUAGUUACAAUUCCGUAUCAAAUCUCUGUAAUUACUUUGAGCAAGUGAAAAAAGAUGAUCUCUCACAUUAAAAAUUUUAA
This is a messenger RNA of Ipomoea nil (Japanese morning glory), 1881 nucleotides long. RefSeq names its product acyl-CoA--sterol O-acyltransferase 1-like. NCBI's taxonomy places the organism in Eukaryota, Viridiplantae, Streptophyta, Magnoliopsida, Solanales, Convolvulaceae. Gene Ontology annotation, biological process: lipid metabolic process. The record is from RefSeq and is a predicted model, not a curated record. The coding region runs from base 35 to 1777 and encodes 580 amino acids. The transcript is spliced from 2 exons.